Scaptodrosophila lebanonensis is the source of this 2547-nucleotide messenger RNA. Its product is annotated as transmembrane protein 64. The coding region runs from base 550 to 1845 and encodes 431 amino acids. Lineage: Eukaryota; Metazoa; Arthropoda; Insecta; Diptera; Drosophilidae. The record is from RefSeq and is a predicted model, not a curated record. The transcript has 4 exons.
GUUUCGGCGUCUCGCUGACACAAAAACAAUAGAAUUCGUGCCCCCUAUAGUUUAAUUCAAUUAAAACGACAGUUUUUUGUUUAUUGAGGGAAUUUAGGCGUUUGCCAAAUAAAUAAAGUGGUGUCAAAAGUGCACUUAUUCACACACAGAUGAUUGUUUGUGUGUGUGUGUGUGUGCGUGUGAGAGAGUUAAGCACAAAAAUGCAAAAGAGGCAGUAAAUUGCAACAUAUUUAUGUACAUCUGUUCAUAUGUAUUUAUGUGUGUAUUUAUCUCAAUAUACCGUUUUCGGUGCGUAAAAAGUGAAAUUGUGUGUGAAGAGUGAAAGAGAAACCGAACGAACUGUCAAGUGGUAGGCAAGCAGAAAGAAGAAGAGGAAGAGGUGCAACAACAGCAGCAGCAUAAGAAAAGCGAAAGCAGAAGAGCUGUUGUAAAUAGUGCGGGUGUGCUUGUGCGUGUGCGUUGGUGUAACGGCACUUUCAAUACAUUUAUUACAAAGGGGGGAAGCACGAAAAAGCAAUAACAGUUACAACAACACGUAAGCUAUUUACAAUGAGCAACAACUAUAACAACAGUCACACCAACAACAACUCCCAUAGAUAUGCAAACAACAACAUGCAAGCAUGGAAAUAUGAAAGGCAUCACAGCAAUAGCAACAACAACAAUAGGCCUAGCAUGGACGAUUCAAUUUUGCACACACAUGCUAAUUCCGCACGUACAUCGCCGCUCUCCUCGCCCCUCUCCGGACCGCAGUUGAUCAAAAGCAACAGUUACAGCGGCACCGUGGCAGAUUCUGUCCUGGAAAGCACAUACAAGAGCGGCAGCAAAAGCCAUUGCGGUGUUAUUGGCAGCACAAUUGUCAUGGAUCAGGAAACAAAUUUCAAUGCCAUCGAGGCCAACAAAAUCAACGCCGCAGCCGCCGCCGGCAGUGCCAGUGCAGUGAACGUUAAUGAAGAUAGUAAUGAGUACGACACCUUUCUCAUAAAUACGACCACCAUCACCACCACCACCAACGGCAGUGCCAGCGGUGCAGUCGGCAGCACGCGACGCAGCACCCGCUCGUACUCGCCGAGCAGCAAGCUGCGGAACUCCUGCUGGAUGCGCACGCACGCUUUCAUCACCCGCAAUUGGUAUCUCAGCUACCUGCUGCCCAUCUCCAUACUGGCUGCCCUGCUCGUCGUCGCGUAUCUGACACGCGACUAUGCCAAGCAGCUGCUAUUCUGGAUUGAGAUGCAGAGCGCGUGGCUCAUCUUCAUCAUAUUCAUGGCGCUCUUCAUACUCGUCAGCUUCCCGAUUGUCGUCGGCUAUUUUGUUCUGCUGAUAACUGCCGGAUAUUUGUUUGGUUGCUGGAAGGGUUGGUUCACUGUGAUAUUGGGCGCCAAUAUUGGCAUCGCUGUGGCGCAUUUAGUGAUAAGAAGCUGUCGACAUCGAAUACCCGUACAAAAAUUAAUUAAAAACGAGACUGGACGUGCCAUACUGCGCGUGAUAUCUGGACCAAAGGCAUUUAGAGUCGUGCUCUUUACCCGCUUGACGCCCAUACCGUUUGGCUUGCAAAAUGUGAUAUUUGGAAUCAGUUCAAUUAAUGCACGUGAUUAUCACGUGGCGACAUUUCUCGGCCUGUUGCCUGCCCAGACGAUAAACGUAUAUCUGGGGUCGACGCUGCGUUCCAUGCAUGAGGUUCUCAAUGACCACGAUACCAAAUUGACGGGCUACAUAAGCUUCGUAUUUGAGGUUAUCUGCGGCGUUGGACUGAUGUUUUGGGUUGUUCAAAAGGCACGCAAAGAGCUCUCGGAAACACUGCUCACUGACUAUGGCAACGAUGGAAAGCACCUGGAUAUGCAAGUUUAGCGGGUUUUCGAAAUAGGAAGCGUAUCUGUCGAUGCCAUGAUAAUUAAGAUGCAAGACUGCGUUAUGCUCUCGAUAUGUUGUUUAAAUUAUCAAGUUUGUUUUUAUUUAAAAUUGAACGCAAAUGUUUCUUUACUUCAAUUGCAUUUUAAGGUUAGAGGCAAGUGUCUGUAGGUUGAUUAAUUAUAGUUCAGAUAUACAUAUAUAUAAAAUAAUUAGCAUUUAAAGAUUACUAAAUUAUUUACGUAGAUUCUUCGCCAGUUUCAAGAAGAUAGUAUUGUUGUAAUGAAUAUGCAAUUGCAAAUGUAUAAAAAAAAUGUCCUAAAACAUACCAAAAAUUCAAGAAUUGUAAACUAAUUUUAACUAAUUUAUUCGGAACUGUACAUAUACAUAUGUAGUUAUAUCGAGCAGUAAUCGUUUAGUUAAUUAUUAUUUAAAAACAGACUCUCUCAAAUGAAAUUGCUGUGCCUAAAAAUAUAUAUACAAAACCAUAUAUUUACAAUUAAAUCUUAAGUUUAAAAUAUGCUCAAAAUAUUUACAGAAGCACACAACGCAAUAUUUUGCUCACAAUUUCCUGCUCAGAUAUACAUGCGCGUGCUCUUUACCUCUCUAGAAGGUACAAAAUCCAUUGUCUUUACAUACAAGUACAUACUGAUAUAGAAACUAGCUUAUCCGUAAUAAAAAAAAAUAACUUUUUAAAAUUAA